Molecule: messenger RNA, 2107 nt
Organism: Capsicum annuum
Lineage: Eukaryota; Viridiplantae; Streptophyta; Magnoliopsida; Solanales; Solanaceae
Product: protein NRT1/ PTR FAMILY 1.2
Exons: 4
Coding region: 250-2010 (586 amino acids)
Biological process (GO): transmembrane transport
Cellular component (GO): plasma membrane
Molecular function (GO): transmembrane transporter activity
Source: RefSeq, a predicted model, not a curated record
ACAUUACCAGGCAGAAUCUCACUGGAGGAAAUCUUUCUUGCGCUACAAAAUUAAUUCCUAAAGCUUUGAGCCACUAGCCAUUAAUUACCUGGACAUUAAAAAUUUAAAAUAUUAGAAAGUUUAGCUUUCCAAUGUGCGGACUUUUUGUACUACUAGAUCAAGAUCUCUUUUCUAAGUUUUGACUUUUUAUGCUCUGUUUCUUUCUCUCACUCUGCUUGGAGUAAGCAAGAACUUUGAACAAGGAAGAAAAUGGGCAAUUACCAUGAACAGGAAGAGUCCUUACUAAACCACUCACAUAGUUCAAGAAUGGGUGGUCUAAGAACCAUCCCUUUUAUAAUAGUGAAUGAAGCAUGUGAGAGAAUUGCAAGUUAUGGGUUGCAACCAAAUAUGAUAAUCUACAUAACAACAUUUUAUCAUAUGGAAGCUGCUGCUGCAUCAGUCUUGCUUGGAUUAUGGUCGGCAGUUUCAAAUGGUUUGGCUAUUUUGGGGGCCUUUAUUUCUGAUUCUUAUUUGGGAAGGUUUAGGGCUGUUGCUAUUGGAACCAUCUCUAGUCUACUUGGAAUGUCUGUUCUUUGGCUCACCACAGUAUUUCCACAACUCAGGCCAUUACCCUGCAGUCAGUAUCAACAUGACUGUGGUGGAACAACGGUAUCCCAGUUUGCGGUAAUUUUGUUUUCUUUUGGGCUUAUGUCCAUUGGUGCUGGUUUUGUUAGACCUUGUUCCAUAGCAUUGGGUGCCGACCAAUUGGAGAACAAAGAAAAUCCAGAUAAUGAAAGACUUAUGGAUACCUAUUUCAACUGGUUUUAUGCCAGUGUAGGAAUUUCAAUUUUUCUUGGAGUUACUGUAAUUGUUUAUAUCCAAGACAAUUUGGGUUGGCAAAUUGGGUUUGGGGUCCCUGCUUUGCUCAUGGUUUUAUCUGUUUCCGUUUUGUUGAUCGGAUCUCCUCUUUAUAUCAAAGCAAAACCUGAAGGCAGUAUGUUUACUGGAUUGUUUCAAGUAGCAGUGGCAGCCUACAGAAAAAGAAAUAUCGAUGUUCAGCUGAAUUAUAAUGACGACUGCUACUAUAAAGCACCUGAAUCAAAGCUCCCGGAACCAUCCACUGACUUCAGGUGGUUGAAUAGAGCUUGCAUAAUUCAAGAUCCUCACAUUGAGUUGAAACCUGAUGGAGAAGUUUCAGAUCCAUGGAGUCUGUGCUGUGUGGAGAAAGUGGAAUUAAUGAAGUGUUUUCUUAGAGUUCUUCCAAUGUGUUCCACCUGUCUUAUGCUUCUUGUGACGUUCAGUCCGCCACUUUUGAUAUAUCAACUACUAUCCAUGGAUAGACACAUUCUCCCUCACUUUGAGAUCCCAGCAGGAUCAUUUGGCAUGAUUACCCUUAUUAGUUUGACAAUCUGGAUGGCUUUUUACGAUCGUGCUUUGGUGCCUUUACUGGCAAGGUUUACUGGACAGUUGACAGGGUUGAGUCCAGUUGCCAGAAUGGGAGCUGGCUUAGCUCUCGGCAUUGUGGCUGCGGCACUUUCAGCAAUAACAGAAACCAUACGACGCAACAAGGCAAUCGAUGCAGGGUUUGAGGAUGACCCGAAUGCUGUGAUAAACAUGUCCUGUAUGUGGCUCGCGCCACAGUUGGUACUAACCGGGAUGGCUGAGGCUUUGAAUGUGGUUGGACAGAUUGAGUUCAUAUACACUCUAUUUCCAAAAACCAUGUCCAGCUUUGCAGCAGCUAUUUACACAUUCGGCCUUGCCCUUUCCAGCUUAAUGGGCAGUGUCUUGGUGAGCGUGGUGGAUAGAGUUACCUCAGCUGGAGGCAACACGAGCUGGCUUGCGACCAACAUAAAUAGAGGUCAUCUAGAUUACUACAAUUGGCUAUUGACUUUCUUAGGUGUGAUUAACUUCCUCUAUUUUCUGGCCAUUUGUUGGUUUACGGAGCAUCAUCAUGAUGGUAGGAGUAGCUUAUCUCCUGAGGAAGAAGAGGAACAAUCCGAGGAUAGGCAUUUAAAUGGUGCUUCAUUGUAAUGAAGUGCGUACGCUGUGUUUAUGCUUGAAUCAUUUGCAUGUAGUGACGUCCGUUGAAUUCUUGACAAAAAAUAAGUUACGGGUUUCCUUUUUUUAA